Aspergillus caelatus is the source of this 1686-nucleotide messenger RNA. Its product is annotated as fungal specific transcription factor domain-containing protein. The record is from RefSeq and is a predicted model, not a curated record. NCBI's taxonomy places the organism in Eukaryota, Fungi, Ascomycota, Eurotiomycetes, Eurotiales, Aspergillaceae. Gene Ontology annotation, molecular function: DNA binding; zinc ion binding. The coding region runs from base 1 to 1686 and encodes 561 amino acids. Gene Ontology annotation, biological process: DNA-templated transcription. The transcript is spliced from 3 exons.
AUGUGCCUCGAGACGUCAUUACUAAAGUAUCUGCAGAAGGUUUACCAUGCAUUACGCAGUCACACUGAGUUUUACCGCUCCAAAGAACUCCAGUCUCCAUCAAGUGCUUUCCUCUCUGUGUCCUCACUACCUCCUCGGGCUAUUGCCAAUUUUCUUGUCCAUUGCUUCUUCAAGCAUGCUGAGACAAUUUACUUUACUGUUGAAAGGACCUGGCUAGAGUCAAAGCUUGACAUGGUAUAUACUGAUCCCAACUCUCUCACUCACAGCGAUGUAAGCACCAUGUGCGUGAUCUUUAGUGCCCUUGCAGUCGGGACACAGUAUACAUAUCUCGAGUCGACGACAGAACGCAUCGGUACCAGGAGAUCAACUCAGAAUAGCCCAUUUACCGGCGAUACUGUAGGUGUGAUGCUUUAUCACCAGGCCUGCCUUCUAUUACCUGAUGUCAUCACCCUCUCGUCACUAGAAAGCGUUCAGGCUUGCCUGCUUCUGGGUAUUUACACACUACCGCUUGACGCAUCUGGAUUGGCAUGGAUCUACCUGGGUAUUGGCGUCAAGCUUGCGAUCCAGAAUGGUAUGCACAGAAAGGGUUGCGAGGACAGCUUUGACCUGUCCAUCCGCGAAACCAGGAAUUUAGUGUGGUGGACUUUGUACACUCUGGAGAGGUCUGUUUCACCUUUGCUCUCCUAUUCUUUGUUGUCGUGGCUGGUGCCGACACUAGGUAUUAGGCGCAUCGCCAUAUUUCAUGGUCGUCCAUUUUCCAUUGCCAGAUCAGAUGUAGACAUUGAACUCCCUGUCGCUAAAAGUGAUGUACGGCCAUCACCCCAUACGGCCUCCCUUCUCCAUACAUCUCCAACAAGCGAAGUAGCUGAACGACUUACUAGACUAUUCAAUCUCCAGCAAGACCUUACCAACUGGUGGGAAAUGCUUCCCAACAACGAGAUUCCCAGUGAUCACUCAUCUCACCCCGAGAACCUCCGCCGCGCCAUGCAGCUAAAACUGGAAUAUUGUCUCGGAAUCAUAUUCGCAGGCCGAUACUUUAUCCUUUCCGAGCCCUGCUCGGAAGGAAACAAGCCAACGUCCGCCACAAAUAUCCAGAACGCGAGUCCCUCCGGGAGCAACUCACAAACACGCCAUAUGUCUUCUAUCCUCGUCUCAGAGUGUGUUUCCGCUGCGCAUACAGUCAUAGAAACAUGUCGCUACCUGUACAACACUAUUGGCCUCGCCCGUGCAUCAUAUACGGAGUUUAGUGCAUGCCGUGCCGCGUUGUUAGUCAUUACUACACAAUGUCUCCAAGCAACUGACUACAGGCAACGUCACACCCUCCGCGAGGGGCUAGCGAUGUUGAAAGAAAUGGCAGGUGAAGCGGAGCUAGCCCGCACUGAAGUAUCUUUGAUCGUGGGGUUCCAACAUAUAAUCGCCAGUAUGGAUAGAGUCGGUGAUGAUGUGGUCGGUCACAGAGCUUCUGACUUUUCGAGAUUUAAAAAAUGGGAAAGUUCGUGGAGGCAAGGCUCAUUCUUCGCGGAAUUUCCCAGGCCAGAUGAUUCGAUGCUCAUGGCUUCCCUUGAUUUAUCAAGUGGGUCCCAUGCUGCAUCGUCUAGCGAAUUGCCGUUAUGGACGUCGCUGCUUGGGUCCGAUCGAAAUGUGCCAUCUUGCACACAGGAUCAGGAUAACUGGGCUGUAUUAUGA